Molecule: messenger RNA, 960 nt
Organism: Orycteropus afer afer
Lineage: Eukaryota; Metazoa; Chordata; Mammalia; Tubulidentata; Orycteropodidae
Gene: FAM170B
Product: family with sequence similarity 170 member B
Biological process (GO): fertilization
Cellular component (GO): acrosomal vesicle
Source: RefSeq, a predicted model, not a curated record
GCCAGCUGGAGGGCUUCAGCACAGCCCAAGCAACCUCUCGCCAAACAGCUGAAGCACUACUGAGAACCCUGGGUGCAGUUUCAAAUCAUGAAACGCCACUUCAAGGACCACACAGGAGAGAAGUCACCACCAGAUGGGGCCACUCUCAGCUUGGUCAGCCCAGAAUCUACUGAUGAAAGUGUGGAACUGUGUUGGCCAGGGGCCGUGAAGAGGGAGGAGUCCCCUCCUCAGCUGGAUCCUGAUGUUCCCCACAAGGAGGACCUCUAUUUCUCCUCCAGGGGUCCGGGGGUGCUGAGCUGGAGAAGCUCCCCCUCAUCCCAGUCCUCCUCUGAAUACCAGUCCUAUUCCCAAUACAAGUCUUGCUACUCAAGCAUGUGCAACCAGGAGGACGGGGCCCAGCAGAGCGUGUGUGCCUUCUAUACUCAUGUGCAAACUGUGCGAGGCGUGGCUGUGGCCUGGGAGACCGAGGCUGGCUUUGAGCCAGUCAGCAGGAAACCUCGCAUUCAUGAAGCCGAAUUCAUCAAGAGGCAGAGGCAGAAAGGAUCCUCCUUUGAGAUGGCUUCCAACACUGACCUGCGCUGGGACUUGGAAGCCAGCAAGAACUGCUGCCCGGAGCCAGAUGACUCCGAGCUGCUGGGGCCAUUAGAUGGUUGCCUGCAGGAGCUGCGGGAACCCCCAGAGUGGCUGGUCACCACAAACUAUGGGCUGCGCUGUGUGGCCUGCUGCCGUGUCUUCCCCACCCUGGAGGUGCUGCUGGAGCACGCCCAAUAUGGCAUCAGAGAGGGCUUCAGCUGCCAGAUAUUUUUUGAGGAGAUGCUGGAGAGAAGACGGGCCCGGGAUCAAGGCCAGGACAACCAGGGGGAUGGGGAGGGGGAGGGGGAGGAACGGGACCCUUCAGACAGCAGUGAAUGUUCUAGGCCCCACAACCCGAUGUCUCCGCCACAGCAGAAGAAGCAGUAA